This is a messenger RNA of Triplophysa rosa, 1389 nucleotides long. RefSeq names its product elongator acetyltransferase complex subunit 5 (gene elp5). The transcript has 8 exons. Gene Ontology annotation, cellular component: elongator holoenzyme complex; cytosol; nucleus. Gene Ontology annotation, molecular function: tRNA binding. NCBI's taxonomy places the organism in Eukaryota, Metazoa, Chordata, Actinopteri, Cypriniformes, Nemacheilidae. The record is from RefSeq and is a predicted model, not a curated record. Gene Ontology annotation, biological process: tRNA wobble uridine modification. The coding region runs from base 211 to 1101 and encodes 296 amino acids.
UUUUCUCUUUGGCCAGACGCAUGGAAAAGCUUCGUUCAUCAUUUGAUGCCUAUGUAUCACCAUAACUUUAAAGAUUUGACAUUUGUCUACUCCAACGUUGACACGAUUUAAUCAAGCCGCGAGCUUUUGUAAGGUACGGGCAGCAGAUAGCCAAAUAAGUUAUUUAUUUUAACGAGAAGCUAUUUAGCUGUUAGCAUCCACUUCUAAGCCAUGCUGUUAAAUAUUGUACAUGGAACAGAGUCUGGGGGCUUCAUAGUAAUUGAAGAUACUGUCAAAUACUCCGGUCGGGAAAUCUUGAAGUGUUUUAUUAAUGCUGCUUUAAAAAGGGGCGAGGACGUGCAUGUCAUGGGAUUCGAGACCUCUGAAGCGGAAUUGCGUGCUGGCUUGGACAGCAGCUGUGUGCAAAAGAUUCAUUUUCAUAAGGGUCAUCCUGAUCCCCUUGGCUGGACUUGCAAAUCCUCAUUCACGGUUCAGCAGUUCACUACUCGUGACAUAACUCGGCUUGUCCAAAACACACCGUAUAACAAAGCGUCAGUGCUUAUUGUUGACUCUCUCUCAUUCGUUUUAAGGCAUCAUCAACCUGUUGUCAUCUGUCAGAGACUUCAAGAGCUCAAGAAAGUUGGAGUUGUAAAAACAAUUGUUGGCCUCCUGCAUUCAGACUUGCAUUUGCAAGGUGUUGUAGAGAGUGUUUGCCACUUAGCCAAUGCUGUUAUCUCUGUGGCACCUGCAAACAAUGAGCACUGUGGUGUGGCUAAGACCACACGACGAACAAAGUCAGGCAAACUUAUGCAAGAGGAAGAGUACUUUGAUAUGUCAGAGGAUGCAGCCCUCUCUGUACAGACACGACCCCAUCAACCUGGGCAUGUACAGACAGAGCCAGACAAACCCAAGGCUGACCCAACAUCAAACUUGACCUUUAAUCUUCGCCUGUCUAAGAAGGAAAAGGAAGCCAAGGAGAAGGUGGCACUGCCAUUUGUAUUUAGCCAGGAAAAAAAGUCAGCUCUCCUGAGGCCGACCCCUGGCUCCGGAAGGAUCACGUACGAGCCUGAUGCUAAUGAUGACUUCGAUGAAGAGGAUCCAGAUGAUGAUCUUGAUGUGUAAAUGAGGACGGCUCAGAUCCUUGUGUGACAGUGCCAUAUAUCAGCUACAUUUCAUGGCACGAAGGACAUGAUUUAUUGUAUACUUUAAAAUGGUCAUGAUACCAGAAUAUGAUGAACAUAUUUGUGAUGAUGGGUAUGAAAUUCUUAAGCAUGCAACGGACUGUAGUUUUAAACUGAGUAUCAUAUUUUUCAUUAGAAAUAUGAGUUCUAUAGAAAUUCUUAGUUGUUUUCAUGCUUAUUUUCACAUAAUUAAAAAAACAAGAAAUGUUUCACCUUAAAUAAAAAAUAU